Verticillium dahliae VdLs.17 is the source of this 841-nucleotide messenger RNA. RefSeq lists its product as uncharacterized. Gene Ontology annotation, biological process: N-terminal protein amino acid methylation. NCBI's taxonomy places the organism in Eukaryota, Fungi, Ascomycota, Sordariomycetes, Glomerellales, Plectosphaerellaceae. Gene Ontology annotation, molecular function: N-terminal protein N-methyltransferase activity. The transcript has 3 exons. Gene Ontology annotation, cellular component: cytoplasm. Bases 49 to 792 code for a protein of 247 amino acids. The record is from RefSeq and is a predicted model, not a curated record.
AACCCCCGCAGCCAGUUCAUCAACCUCUAUUGCAUGAGCAACAGCAACAUGGUCCCACCACAAGCGACAGAGAGCUCGGCUCCUACAAGCCAUGGUUCUGUCGACUACGACCAAACUUUGAAGUAUUGGGGCGGUGUUAGCGCUGACGAUUGUGGCAUGCUUGGUGGAGUUCCAAAGUGGAAGGGCUUUGCCAAUAUUAAUAAGGUUGAUCUACAUGGAUCCCGGAGCUUUUUGGCCAAGUUGGGAAUUGGAGAAAACAAUGGCCGUCAGAUCGUGGAAAAUGCGCUUGAAGGAGGCGCAGGGAUCGGUAGGGUUACCGAGGGUCUACUUCUCCACGUUGCCAAGGAGGUUGACAUCAUCGAACCAAUUCCUAAAUUUACCCUCGCGUUGCACGGAAAACCAGGCAUUCGUUCGAUUCAGAAUAUCAGUAUGAGCGCGUGGCGGCCAGAUCCACUUGUUUCCUAUGGCCUUGUCUGGAUUCAAUGGUGUCUUGGAUACCUUACAGAUGAAGAACUCUUGGAGCAUCUCGGACAUUGCAAAUCAGCACUCAAAAGUCCUGACGGAUUGAUUGUCAUCAAAGAAAACAUCAGUACAAGCGGACAGGACAUAUAUGAUGAUGAGGACGGUGGUGUCACGAGGGGCGAUGGUAAAUUCCGAAAACUAUUUAAGGAGGCGGGAUUGCGUAUCGUCAAGGUUGAGAUUCAAAAAGGAAUGAAUCCACCCAAUGCGGAGAAGCUGUUUCCAGUCAAAAUGUAUGCUUUGAAGCCAGAAGCUUUGGAGCUAGAAAAAUAACAGUGAUGCCAAUAACAAAUUGAACUUCAAAUCGAGCUUAUUUUACCCA